Messenger RNA from Chenopodium quinoa (quinoa), 879 nucleotides. RefSeq names its product histone H2AX. The transcript is spliced from 2 exons. Gene Ontology annotation, molecular function: protein heterodimerization activity; DNA binding; structural constituent of chromatin. Gene Ontology annotation, cellular component: nucleosome. Lineage: Eukaryota; Viridiplantae; Streptophyta; Magnoliopsida; Caryophyllales; Amaranthaceae. The coding region runs from base 138 to 563 and encodes 141 amino acids. The record is from RefSeq and is a predicted model, not a curated record.
CUCACCUCUCAUCUCUCGCAACAGUCACCAUUAUUAACCCUGAUUUCUCUCACUACAACACCACCACCGCAAUUCUCUUCCACCGAUCAUUUUCUCUCUCCUAGGGUUCCGAUCUCAGUUAGGUUCCCGGCGACAAUAUGAGCGGCAAAGAAGUCGGCGCAUCCACCAAAGGCGGCCGAGGCAAGCCUAAGGCUUCCAAAUCGGUUUCGAGGUCGUCGAAAGCUGGGCUUCAGUUUCCUGUUGGUAGGAUCGCUAGGUUUUUGAAGGCUGGAAAGUACGCUGAGCGUGUCGGUGCUGGUGCUCCGGUGUAUCUCUCCGCCGUUCUUGAGUAUCUCGCUGCUGAGGUAUUGGAGUUGGCUGGAAACGCAGCAAGAGACAACAAGAAAUCUCGAAUAGUACCGCGUCACAUUCAACUAGCAGUGAGGAACGAUGAAGAGUUGAGCAAGCUACUAGGGCAAGUAACAAUCGCAAACGGCGGCGUUUUGCCAAACAUUCAUCAGACUCUUUUGCCUAAGAAGAUUGGCGGUGGUAAAGGAGAUAAUACUCAAUCUCAAGAGUUCUAGAAAUUUUUCGGAUGUACUUAAAAACAAGGAAAUUAAAACUAGUAUAAUUUGUUUUUCUUUUUUGGGGGAUUUUUAUGGGGGUUUUGGUUUUGGUUUCCUUCCCCUUUUUGUUCUUAGAUAUAGCUAUCAAUGGGGGUUACUGAGUAUAAUGUUUAUGUAAUGUAGUAUUAGUAGUUUAUGGGAUUUUAAUCAUCGGGUUUUCUAUUUUCUAAUGGAAAAUUGUGAAUUUUCUGAAUUGUUUUCAUUUGUAGUCAAAAAGUAGUUUCUGUAUUUAUUAGUCAUUUUGCACCAUAGUGUUCCGAUCAUUUUGCCUGUA